UUUUCGGCCGAUUCAUGUGCCGUCUGGCUACCGUGCGAUCUGGCCGCGUGUUCAUUCGCCGUUGAUGCUGCCGGUCAAGUUACGACCGUCUUCAAUUUGGACGCGAGUUGUUUCCCGUUUCUAUCUUUUACCGUACACACAACAAAAUACAUGGAUGCUCCUUGCAUGAUUCAAAAAUAGAAAAUAAAAACUUGAUAAUAGUUUACACAACCUAAUCAAUGAAUUAAGAUCGUAAAACAGCUGCCAGUAGCAUAAAUCCAAAUGGAAUUUAACAAAUCAUACACAGAAGCGAAAACAAUUGACGAAUGUUAGUGAACUUUUUUAAAUAACAGUUAUCUUCAUGGUCAUAAACUUUAAUUUAAAGAAAAUGAAAUUGACGUUUGCAACUCUGACAGUACUGGCAGUAUCUCCACUUGUUUUAUCAUUCAGCAAUCCUGUGUACGUUUCGGUGAUUCACGGCCAUGAUCAGGGAUCGUUACUGUCCAGGACAAUGGACAGAGCAAUGCCGCCGUCAGUGCGAGUGCUCUACGCUGAGUUACCGGCCAACCGGUUCAGCAUGGGUGCCCUGGAGGCUGUACUCGAUCUAUGGGCAAACAAGACGAUCGUCGCGUGCCUGCUUUUAAUUCCCGAACCCGUGGGCCUGAUACCUGCCCUCACGGCGACCAACUACAAAGUGCCCAUUCUUUGGCUUCCUUCGGUGCAAAGGGUGGACAAGGAACGUUGGAGCGAACUGGUGGUCAGGGUGUCGAUUACGCCGUGGGAACUAUUUUCAGCCCUCAGAUCGUUUUUGUUGCACACAGGGUGGCAUACAUUUUACGUAUUGCACUCCAUAACGAUUGACUCAGGCGUGCAAACAAUGCUGGGCAAGGCUCCGCUGAGUUACACGUCCGUGCCCAUAUCUUCGGACUCCUCCGACCUCAUGUUAUUCAGAUCGAUGGUAGAGCUGUCGACGUCCGAAGCGUCGGUGGUGGUGGUGGUCGGUGACCGGGUGUUGGCUCAGACCGUCUGGCGGCAGGCGGCCACGCUGGGUCUGCUGCCCACGGGCAACGUUGCGUGGCUGUGGCUGGACGUGGGCAACGCCGCGGGCAACGCGACCGCCAAGAAAAAGGGAAACGUACCGGUCGGAAUGCUGUCGAUGCGCCCGGUGCCGCUGCAGACGGACAAGCACGCCAUCCGGGCGGCGGUGCGCGUGUUCGCCGAGUGCAUCAAGGACGUGAUGGCCGCCAGGUGCGAUGGCUGGACACCAAAGGUGUCGAGGGUGGCCGACUCGUGCGUGGAUGUGCUCAAGGGCGAUGAGUUCCCCGGCGAUUUGUACAAGCAACUCAGGAGUGCGGUGCACGACGUGCUGUCUGGCAGGUCGAUUGGCCGUCGCGCCAAAGCUAAUGCCGACAAACCAGACCUCAGCCUAGCCGUUCGUUUCGAUAUUAUGAAUUCAGUUGCCAGCAACCGACACGCCCCAAAUGGAUACACGAGAACUUGGAAGAAGGUCGGCACUGUCAGCCCUUCGGGCUCGGGUGCGCAAACGGUCAAGUUGGACUCGGUUGUGUGGGCCGGAGGGAAAAUGGUACCGGGCGUGGGUCUGGGAAGGCGAGCCGUGUACAGGGUUGUCACCGCCAUCGGGCCACCGUUCGUCAUGCACGCACCCCUACAACAGGACCGUCAAUGCCUGCGUGGGAUACAAUGUUAUCAGAUGACUACGACCAAUAAGGAUAACAUAACGAUGAUUUUUAAGGACGUCAAAUUGAACAUCAAUCAAAAGUCACUGCCGGACACGUACUGUUGUUUUGGGUUGUCCAUAGACCUACUGGAAAAAAUGUCCAAAGACUUGGAAUUUGACUUUCAUCUGUAUCUGGUGGCUGACGGCACGUUUGGAUCUCGGAAGCUCCAAUGGAACGGAGUGAUCGGGGAUCUGGUGUCCGGUUCCGCGCACAUGGCUUUCUGUCCGUUGAGCGUCACGUCCACGAGAUCCAAAUGGGUGGACUUCUCGACUCCGUAUUUCUACAGCGGUGUAUCAAUGAUGGUCGCACCGAAAAGAAAGACCAACGUGCCUCUUCUCGCAUUCUUAUUGCCCCUCAGCCCCAGCCUUUGGAUCGCCAUAUUCGUGUCGCUCCACGUCACUACCGUGGCUGUUGCGCUCUACGAGUGGUUCAGCCCGUUUGGGUUGAAUCCCUCCGGCCGCCAGAGAUCGAAGAAUUUUGGAAUGCCUUCCGCGUUGUGGGCCAUGUGGGGUCUACUCUGUGGCGCGUUGGUUAACUUCAAAGCACCAAAAUCGUGGCCGAACAAAUUUCUGAUCAACGUUUGGGGUGGGUUCUGCGUGAUUUUUGUGGCGAGCUACACUGCCAACAUAGCGGCUCUGAUUGCAUCGCUGCUGUUUCAAAACGCUCAAGUGGAUUACAAUGACCGAAAUAUGUUCUCGAUGAAAGUAGGAUCGGCAAAAUCGUCGUCUGCCGAAGUUUAUUUGAAAGACGAAAAUCCUGCUCUGUGGCAACACGUUCAGAAAUAUUCUGUUCCGGACACAGCGUCUGGCAUGCGGAUGUUGAGGAAUGGGAGUUUGGACAUAUUCAUCGGUGACAAGCCUAUUUUAGACUAUUACAGUGGUACCGAUCACGACUGUAAACUUCAACCACACGGCGAUCCGCUUUACGAGGAUGUUUAUGCGGUGGGCAUGACGAAAAAUUUUAUUCUUAAGGAAAAAGUGUCUGGAGCCGUUUCGAAGUACGUGAACAACGGUUUUAUGGAUAUCUUACAAAACAAAUGGUUCAGCGAUCUGCCUUGCGUCAAUCGCGAACUGGAAACAUCGGACCUCGGACAACCGACACCGCUAGGGGUCGACGCGUUCUUAGGCGUUUUCCUUAUGCUGGGCUGCGGCAUCGUAGUGGGCGCAGUCAUCCUUUGCUUAGAACACGCAUUCUAUCAUUACGCGUUGCCCAAACUUCGACAGACGCCUCCAGACUCGAUUUGGAGGAAUCAAAACAUAAUGUUCGUCAGUCAAAAACUCUACAAGUUCAUCAAUAGCGUGGAACUAAUAUCACCGCAACACACGGCAAAAGAAUUGGUGCACACACUCAGACAAGGACAAAUCGCAUCACUGUUUCAAAAAAGCGUACGGCGCGUAAGCUUGCCUUUUAUGCACCCACAGCACGCACAGAAAGAAUUUGAACGUAGAAAACGAAAAGGUCAAUUCUUUGAAGUCAUUGAAGAAGUCCGAAGAAUACAAAGAGAAGAAAGGGACAACAACAAAAAACAAAACGUCAGGUUGACUUUAUCCAAUUCUCCGACUAGUGGUCAGUCCCCAAAGCGGACUACAGCAAAAUUUUUGUCACCGGCCAGGUUGAGCCUCGGCAGACGGUACAGUAAGCAGCGGUCGAGGAGCUCGGGAAACCUGAGCAUCCGCCGGUACAGCACGGACGUGGCGAGCUACUCGGAGACGGUGGGCCGCCGGCUGAGCCAGGGCGCGUCCAACAGCCCACCCGAUUUCAACACGCGCAAGCAGCUAAUCAGGAGAUCGUCGGGCAACCCGAGCCCCGCGGAAUCGAGCCGCAUGAGCAUAUUCUCCGCGUCCGAACUGAUCGGCGCGAAGCUCAGCAACAACAACCUGUACGUGGAGAACGACUUGCCGCGCAGUCCGAACUUGCUGUCGCCCGGCGUGUUCUUCAGAUCGAGUUUCUCGUCGGACACCUCGUCGUCACGACCCGACCUCGGAGGGAUAACGUCACGGAAAUCGAGCUACUCACAGGGACCUCCAAGGGUGGUGAUCAAUGGCGAACAGCAGCCAUCGGCCAGGCGCAAGUCGGACGACGAGCCUCCGGCCACGUUGUCGCGGAUCGUAGAGGUGAAGAGAGCGCGCAGGUCCAGCGACGGACACCGGCCGACCAAGAAUCGGAAAACGGUGGAGGUGUUCCGGUGGUUGAGACAAGCGCCUAGGACGGAGCUGGAAGCGAUGAGCAAGAUGUCCGAGGACGAAAUCAAACACUGCAUAUUGCAAGCACUCAAGGACAAAGACCCGACUUGAUUGCAAGUCGACGGCAGUCUUAGUGGCUGCAACAGCGCUAACGACGCGUCGUGAGAUGACGUGUAUUUACGGCGGCGGUACAUGUGGUGCGAUCAAGAAGAUAAGUCUUUGAAAAUCGAAAAUCAUAAUCAAAAAAAAAAAAUAAUAAUAAAGAAACCGCUCAUUCUUUUUCAUAAUUACAUAAUAAUUUUUCUUUUCAAUAUAACUCUGUCGGUUUCUAUCUCUCUGUCUCUUC
Molecule: messenger RNA, 4247 nt
Organism: Sipha flava (yellow sugarcane aphid)
Lineage: Eukaryota; Metazoa; Arthropoda; Insecta; Hemiptera; Aphididae
Product: glutamate receptor ionotropic, NMDA 1-like
Exons: 20
Coding region: 341-4012 (1223 amino acids)
Biological process (GO): ionotropic glutamate receptor signaling pathway; modulation of chemical synaptic transmission; synaptic transmission, glutamatergic
Cellular component (GO): plasma membrane; postsynaptic membrane
Molecular function (GO): transmitter-gated monoatomic ion channel activity involved in regulation of postsynaptic membrane potential; NMDA glutamate receptor activity
Source: RefSeq, a predicted model, not a curated record